Coregonus sp. 'balchen' is the source of this 16258-nucleotide messenger RNA. The record is from the annotation of a GenBank genome assembly. NCBI's taxonomy places the organism in Eukaryota, Metazoa, Chordata, Actinopteri, Salmoniformes, Salmonidae.
UGUCCCAGCCCUGCCCAGAAUGUCCAGCACCUUGCCCUGUGGGAAAGUCCUAAACGUAUCUGUCCUCUUCGCUCCUCCCAGAAUGUCCCAGUCCUGCCCUGUGAGAAGGUCUAACGUAUCUCUCCUCUCUCUCCUCCAGACUGUAUCUAAUCUAACCCAAACCCUGCCCUGUGGGAAGGCUCUCUAUUCCUACGAGGGGAAGGAACCUGGAGACCUGCAGUUUGUUAAAGGGGACAUCAUCCCUGCGACGUAAAGUUGACGACAACUGGUACCACGGGGAGCUGAACAGUUGUCAUGGUUUCCUGCCAGCUAGUUACAUUGCGUUGUUACGGCCGCUGAGCCAAACUCCGCCCACAGGAAAGGCCCUGUACGACUUUGAGGUCAAAGACAAAGACCAGGACAAAGACUGUCUGGCCUUCUCGAAGGUACACACACACACAUUCACGCACGCACGCACACACAAACCUACACACACAAAUACACGCUGACUCGCUGUAAUCCACUGUGUGUGCAUCUAUGAGUAUGUUUACAUGGAGACUGAUCAAAUACAAUUUUAUUUUAUUGGUCGCGUACACAUAUUUUGCAGAUGUUAUUGCAGGUGCAGCGAAAUGCUUAUGUUUCUAGCUCCAACAGUACAGUAAUACCUAACAAAACAAAACACACAUAAUCCUAAAAAGAAAAAGAAAGAAUUUAAGACAUAUAAGAACGAGUAUUGUCCGAGUCCGGAAUAUAAAUAUACACUAUAUAUAAAAAAGUAUGUGGACACCCCUUCAAAUUAGUGGAUUCGGCUAUUUCAGCCACACCCGUUGCUGACAGGUGUAUAAAAUCGAGCACACCACCAUGCAAUCUCCAUAAACAAACAUUGGCAGUAGUAUGGCCUUACUGAAGAACUCAUUGACUUUCAACGUGGCACCGUCAUAGGAUGCCACCUUUCCAACAAGUCAGUUUGUCAAGUUUCUGCCCUGCUAGAGCUGCCCCGGUCAACUGUAAGUGCUGUUAUUGUGAAGUGGAAACAUCUAGGACCAACAACGGCUCAGCCGAGAAGUGGUAGGCUCACAGAAGGGACCGCCGAGUGCUGAAGUGCGUAGUACGUAAAAAUCGUCUGUCCUCGGUUGCAACUCUCACUACCGAGUUCCAAACUGCCUCUGGAAGUAACAUCAGCACAAGAACUGUUCGUCAGUAGCUUCAUGAAAUGGGUUUUCAUGGCCGAGCAGCCGCACACAAGCCUAAGAUCACCAUGUGCAAUGCCAAGCGUCGGCUGGAGUGGUGUAAAGCUCGACACCAUUGGACUCUGGAGCAGUGGAAACACGUUCUCUGGAGUGAUGAAUUACGCUUCACCAUCUGGCAGUCCAAUGGAUGAAUCUGGGUUUGGCGGAUGCCAGGAGAGAACGCUACCUUCCCCAAUGCAUAGUGCCAACUGUAAAGUUUGGUGGAGGAGGAAUAAUGGUCUGGGGCAGUUUUUUAUUGUUCGGGCUAGGCCCCUUCGUUCCAGUGAAGGGAAAUCUUAACGCUACAGCAACCAAUGACAUUCUAGACAAUUCUGUGCUUCGAACUUUGUGGCAACAGUUUGGGGAAGGCCCCUUUCCUGUUUCAGCAUGACAAUGCCCCUUUCACAAAGCGAGGUCCUAACAGAAAUGGAUUGUCGAGAUCGGUGUGGAAGAACUUGACUGGCCUGCACAGAGCCUCAUCGAACACCUUUGGGAUGAAUUGGAACGCAGACUGCGAGCCAGGCCUAAUCACCCAACAUCAGUGCCCGACCUCACUAAUGCUCUUGUGGCUGAAUGGAAGCAAGUCCCCGCAGCAAUGUUCCAUCAUCUAGUGGAAAGCCUUCCCAGAAGAGUGGAGACUGUUAUAGCAGCAAACAGGGGACCAACUCCAUAUUAAUGCCCAUGAUUUUGGAAUUAGAUGUUUGAUGAGCAGGUGUCCACAUACCUUUGGUCGUGUAGUGUAUCAAUACACUGAUUUAAACACCAGUUUUUUAUUUUAUUAUUAGGACAUGGAAACAGCUUAAACGGAGUUGAUCUGCGUAUGUGCCAGCACCAGCAGCAAAAGCCUCCCUCUUGUGCACGAGUGAAGUGAGUUCGGAAAAACUGAAAGUAUGUGUCUUAGAAAUAGUUUUCACAUACAAACGUUAUACAGUACCAGUCAAAAGUUUGAACACACCUACUCAUUCCAGGGUUUUUCUUUAUUUUUACUAUUUUUUACAUUGUAGAAUAAUAGUGAAGACAUCAAAACUAUGAAAUAAUACAUAUGGAAUCAUGUAUUAACCAAACAAGUGUUAAACAAAUCAAAAUAUAUUUGAGAUUUGAGAUUCUUAAAAUAGCUACCCUUUGCCUUGAUGACAGCUUUGCACACUCUUGGCAUUCUCUCAACCAGCUUCACCUGGAAUGCUUUUCCAACAGUCUUGAAGGAGUUCCCACAUAUGCUGAGCACGUGUUGGCUGCUUUUCCUUCACUCAGGGGUCCAACUCAUCCCAAACCAUCUCAAUUGGGUUGAGGUCAGGGGAUUGUGGAGGCCAGGUCAUCUUGAUUCAGCACUCCAUCACUCUCCUUCUUGGUAAAAUAGCCCUUACACAGCCUGGAGGUGUGUUGGGUCAUUGUCCUGUUGAAAAACAAAUGAUAGUCCCACUAAGCACAAACCAGAUGGGAUGGCGUAUCACUGCAGAAUGCUGUGGUAGCCAUGCUGGUUAAGUGUGCCUUGAAUUCUAAAUAAAUCACACACAGUGUCACCAGCAAAGCACCCCCACAUCAUAAUACCUCCUCCUCCAUGCUUUACGGUGGGAAAGACACGGCGGUUGGAACCAAAAAUCUCCAAUUUGGACUCCAGACCAAAGGACACAUUUCCACCGGUCUAAUGUCCAUUGCUCGUGUUUCUUGGCCCAAGCAAGUCUCUUCUUCUUAUUGGUGUCCUUUAGUAGUGGUUAUUUGGGCUGCAAUUUCUGAGGCUGGUAACUCUAAUGAGAGGUAACUCUGGGUCUUCCAUUCCUGUGGCAGUCCUCAUGAGAGCCAGUUUCAUCAUAGCGCUUGAUGGUUUUUGCGACUGCACUUGAAGAAACGUUCAAAGUUCUUGACAUUUUCCGUAUUGACUGACCUUCAUGUCUUAAGGUAAUGAUGUACUGUUGUUUCUCUUUGCUUAUUUGAGCUGUUCUUGCCAUAAUAUGGACUUGGUCAUUUACCAAAUAGGGCUAUCUUCUGUAUACCCCCCCCCCCCCCCACCUUGUCACAACACAACUGAUUGGCUCAAACGCAUUAAGAAGGAAAGAAAUUCCACAAAUUAACUUUUAAGAAGGUACACCUGAAAUGCAUUCCAGGUAACAACCUCAUGAAGCUGGUUGAGAGAAUGCCAAGAGUGUGCAAAGCUGUCAUCAAGGCAAAGGGUGGCUAUUUGAAGAAUCUCAAAUCUCAAAUAUAUUUAGAUUAGUUUAACAAUUUUUUGGUUACUACAUGAUUCCAUAUGGGUUUUUCAUAGUUUUGAUGUGUUCACUAUUAUUCUACAAUGUAAAAAAUUGUAAAAAUAAAGAAAAACCCUUGAAUGAGUAGGUGUGUCCAAACUUUUGACUGGUAGGGUAUGUCCGAACUCAGAAUCAUAUAGGCUUCGCAAAAAUAACAUGGUAGAACGUUUAUUUUCAUUCGAUUUUCUGCAUUUAUCAAAGGGCCAUCAGGUAGCCUGAUUUCAGAUGUGUCCAUGUAAACAGAAUUAUUCGGGAAAUCGUUCUUCUUGCAAAGCUUGUAAACGUUUAAAUCGAAUUAUUAUAUUAAUCUGACUAUUCACAGUAAUCGUAUUAUUGUCUGCAUGUAACUGUAUUCUAUGAUACCCCACUGGAUGCUUUGUGUUUAUCUAAGCACUCUACCUUCUCCUCCGUCUAUCUUUCUACCUCUCUAUCUGAAUAUAGUUUUUCUCCUCCUGUGUGGGAGAGCGAGAGAGAUACUCUCUCUUUCUCUCCCCCACCCCCCUUCUCCAGCACAGUGUUUGUGAUAAACAGUGAUUUGUAUUCCCUCUGCUUCUCUCCUCUUCAAAGCUCAUAAUUUGUUCAUGCUGUUACACACACUCUAGGUGAGGACACUGGCAAAUGGAACAUAUCUCCUUCUCUCUCUCAUUCUGUGUGUGUGUGUGUGUGUGUUCCUUAGCAGCACCUGGCCUCAAACACUCUCUCAGGAUGGGGCUAAAGGAAAGAGGGCCAAGUCAGGACAGAGAGACACAGACACACACUUUCUUUUCGCACACACAGACACACACAGAAUCACAGCUGCAGUUCCCUAGCUAAAUGACUAAAUGGAAGGAUGGGCUGAAAUUCGGGGGGGGGAGACGGAGAGGAGACGGAGAGGGAGUGAAUGAGUGAAGGAGAGCAGCAUGUAAGCCUGCAUGUAACAGGGCCAGUGGGUCCCUCUCUUACUGUUUCUCUUUCUCCCUCUCUCUUUCUCUCUCUCCCUCUCCUUCUUUCCCUCUGUGAUGAUGAGGAAUGAGUAGAGACAGUGGUAUCAUUAGGUCAGGGGGAGAGGCAGAAAGAACGAGGGGGACAGGGAGAGUUAGAGAGGGAGAGGGGAGAUAGUGGGGGAGAGAGGGAGAAAGAGUGAGAGAAAGAGAGACGCACACAUAUGGUGAUUUUAAUGCAGGGAAACUGAAAUCAGUUUUACCUCAUUUUUACCAGCAUGUCACCACCAACUAGAGGCAACAAAACUCUAGAUCACCCUCGCCCUCCCUUUGGCAAAUCUGACCAUAGAGAGAGAUAGAUAUGAAUAGAAGCUUCAUUCCUGUAAACCACUGUCUGUCUCUCUGUCCAAUAGGAUGAGGUUCUGACGGUGAUCAGACGAGUGGAUGACAACUGGGCAGAGGGCAUGCUGGGAGAUAAGAUUGGGAUCUUCCCCAUCCUCUAUGUAGAGGUAACAACAAACACACACACAGGGGGUCUUAUUAGAUAGGGAUACAUCAAUAAUUAAGAGUCUUCCAUCACUUUGACUCGGCAGGGGAGGGUGUGUAUGCGCGCGUGUGUGUUGUGUUGGGGGGAGGUUAGGGUUAGUAGGGGGGAGGACAUAAUGAGGGUGUCCCAGCUGGAGGCGAGUGGAGCGUUGGGGGAGAGAGGAAGGAGCUCUCUCCUCUCUCCUUGUCUCCUAUGGUGGUGUGGCUGUGCACAGUUACCCCUUCAUACCUUUAACACUAGGAGAGCCGAGAGCGUCAUGUGGACGAUAAAACAAAUUCACUUGUUUAAUUACUCCUCCAUUUUUAAAGGCAUGUCCCCCCCGUCCUUGACUUUUCCUAAAUAAGUCUAUAUAACACACUGUCGUUGUUAGAAUCUUAAUAUCACAAAUUGAAGGAGGACAUGUCGGUUUCCCCCUGCUGCCCUUCCUACUCCCGACAGUUGAAGGUGCCCUGCCCAGUUGAUAAUCACCCCAAUAAUUGCCAUGAAAUAGCAUAUAUGAAAUGUAUUUAUUAGACUGUUAGAAUGUUGACGUCCAAACACACACAAAUACACACACUGUAUGGUACAGUGAGCACAGCGCUGCUCAGAUGAAAGAUGAUCACAGAGAGCAAAAACAUACAAUGUGAAGGAUGGUUCUGCCUCAGGGAACAGCGCACACAGACACACACACACACACACACACACAAACUCUCACACCUUUUCUGCCGAGGAAAAGGUGAAGGCCCUUGUGAAUAGUGUAAAGAGACAGUCACAUAUUCAGGUGUAUUGUGUAUACUGUGGGAAAGUGUGCAUGAGAUGGAGAGAGGAAAAAACUAUAUUUGGAUGAAGUUAUUCACUGUCUGUCUGUGUCUGAGUGUGUAUUUGACCUUCAUAGAGAAAGAGUGUGUGUGCGUCUCCAUUCGUCCCCUGAGAGUGAUGCCGUCAGUGCAGAAUCAAUCUAUCAGGCUCAUUAGUAUAUGGUCUGAUUAGCAUAUCUAUUAAUAUGGAGAUGGCGGCAUCUCACACACUGAGACAGAUCCACUCUGUCCUGCCCUCUACAGUCUAUACACACACAUGCAUGUAUGAACACACACACACACGCACUGUUCUCUCCAGGGAAUCCUCUCCAACAAAGGAGUGUGUUUUCAGCGGAGGUGAUAUUGAUGUACAUUAAUGUAGCAGUAGCAUCCCCUGAGUUCAACAUGGUGAUAAUGUGUGUGUGUGUGUGUGUGUGUGUGUGUGUGGACUGAGAGGACCUGCUCUCUCUGUGUUGUGACUGUGACUGUGAGACUGAGCAUCCGUCUGUGAGAGAGCGUGAGUAGUGUUGUUGCUGGGUAGAUUCAGUGUGUGGUGGUUAUCUGACUAGCAGGAACAAGAUGUACUAUCAUCCUGUCAGAUAUGAGCUGCAUUACAAACGUUGUUCUCUCCUCCUCCUCUUUCUCUAAGUACAUAGAUACUCCCCAGGGUGUGUGGUGUGUGUGAUCUUUUUUGUCUGGUUUGAAGUUCUGCCAACAAGAGAAGGCAUGCUCUGAGCGCCAGCAGUGUGUAAUAAAGCAGUCUAAAGCAAUUCAAUUCAAGGAUUUGGAUCUCAUCCUUUCCUCUCCUCUCGUCUUGCCUCCUUUCCUCUCCUCUCCUAUCCUCUCGUCUCCUUUCCUCUCGUCUCCUCCUCACUUUAGCUAAAUGAAACAGCCAAACAGUUGAUGGAGAUUGACAAGCCGACAUCCAAUCCCGUCCCUGGCCUCAGCUUUGACCCGUCUCCUGGCCUCCCAUUGGGUCCCUGCUCCCCUGGCCCCUCCCCUAACCCAUCCUCUGCAGAAAGCGCCAAUGGUGCCCUCCAGAGGCAAGAGGAGGAGAGGAGAGGAGGAGAGGGGAAGAAAAACGCUAAGAAGCGCCACUCGUUCACAGCUCUGAGUGUGACGCAGCGGACAGCCCAGCUCAACAACAGACACAGCAUGGAGAUCUCCCACCCUGUACUCAUCAGCUCCUCUGACCCCAGGGCUGCUGCACGCAUACAGGACUCUCCCCCCGGUCCCUCUCCCUCCUCAGUAGCAGUUCUAGUUCCUCCCAGAGUGGCUUCAGUCACCUCAGAACUGCUGGCUCAAGCCAAGGUCCAACUACCACUCAACAUGUAAGUUUACUCAUCACACAGGCAUGGUUCACUAACUGAUAAAUCUAUAGGUAAAUGAGUUGACUAACAAUGCUGUCUGUUUUCUCUGAGCUGUUGUCCUGCCUAUAUGGUGAGACAGAAGCUGAAUGGAAUAUAGGGAUUCUGUUGCAUCUACUCCCAUAUCUCCCUGGACGUGCGUGCACACACAAAAACACACACUAUCCAGAGCGGGUUGUCCCGCUAAUGAGGUCGGACACUUCCAUCUCCGACCCGGCAACCUGCCCUGUUGCUAUGGGGAAAAUGUCCCGCAGUUACCAUAGUAACCCAGAGGCAGAGCAUGGAGACCUUGUUUACUCUCCCCUCCUAUUAUUCUUCAGACAUAUUCAGACAUGCACUAUAUAUAUACAAAAGUAUGUGGACACCCCUUCAAAUUUGUGGAUUCGGCUAUUUCAGCCACACCCAUUGCUGACAGGUUUAUAAAAUCGAGCACACCGCCAUGCAAUCUCCAUAGACAAACAUUGGCAGUAGAAUGGCCUUACUGAAGAGCUCAGUGACUUUCAACGUGGCACCGUCAUAGGAUGCCACCUUUCCAACAAGUCAGUUUGUCAAGUUUCUGCCCUGCUAGAGCUGCCCCGGUCAACUGUAAGUGCUGUUAUUGAGAAGUGGAAACGUCUAGGAGCAACAACGGCUCAGCCGCAAAGUGGUAGGCCACACAAGCUCACAGAAUUGGACCGCCAAGUGCUGAAGCACGUAGCGCGUAAAAGUUGUCUGUCCUCAGUUGCAACACUCACUACCGAGUUCCAAACUUCCUCUGGAAGCAACGUCAGCACAAUAAAUGUUCGUCGGGAGACAGUAGCACAUACAUGAAAUGGGUUUCCAUGGCCGAGCAGCUGCACACAAGCCUAAGAUCACCAUGUGCAAUGCCAAGCGUCAGCUGGAGUGGUGUAAAGCUCGUCGCCAUCGGACUCUGGAGCAGUGGAAACGCAUUCUCUGGAGUGAUGAAUCACGCUUCACCAUCUGGCAGUCCGACAGAUGAAUCUGGGUUUGGCGGAUGCCAGGAGAACGCUACCUGCCCCAAUGCAUAGUGCCAACUGUAAAGUGUGGUGGAGGAAAAAUAAUGGUCUGGGGCUGUUUUUCAUGGUUCAGGCUCCUUAGUUCCAGUGAAGGGAAAUCUUAACGCUACAGCAUACAAUGACAUUCUAGACAAUUCUGUGCUUCCAACUUUGUGGCAACAGUUUGGGCAAGGCCCUUUCCUGUUUCAGCAUGACAAUGACCCCGUGCACAAAGCGAGGUCCAUACAGAAGUGGUUUAUCGAGAUCGGUGUGGAAGAACUUGACUGGCCUGCACAGAGCCCUGACCUCAACCCCAUCGAACACCUUUGGGAUGAAUUGGAACGCCCACUGUAAGCCAGGCCUAAUUGUCCAACAUCAGUGCCCACCCUCACUAAUGCUCUUGUGGCUGAAUGGAAGCAAGUCCCCGCAGCAAUGUUCCAACAUCUAGUGGAAAGCCUUCCCCGAAGAGUGGAGGCUGUUAUAGCAACAAAGGGGGGACCAACUACAUAUUAAUGCCCAUGGUUUUGGAAUGAGAUGUUCGACGAGCAGGUGUUCACAUACUUUUGGUCGUAUAGUGUAUAUUCAGACAUGUACAUUCAUAUAUCAAACAUAUAUUCAGUAGUACCUUCCAACAGUAUUUAGACAGUGAAUUUAAAAAUUUUUUUUAGUUCUUUACUCCAGCAAAUUGGAUAUGAGAUCAAAUAAUGUACAUGAGGCAUGCACAGAAUCUCACCUUUUCUGUGGUUGUAUUUUAUUACAUAGUUGUUUGUCCAUAUUAAAAAAAUACCACUCAUUUGUUCAGUCAUGUGAUCCUAAAUGAUGUCUCUGUGUAUCCCAGCUACCUGGCCCUGUAUGCGUAUAAGCCCCAGAAGGCAGAUGAGUUGGAGCUGAGGAAAGGAGAGAUGUACCGCGUCACAGAGAAGUGUCAGGACGGGUGGUUUAAAGGAACCUCACUACGCACCGCUGCUUCAGGAGUCUUCCCUGGAAACUAUGUAACACCCGUGUCCAGGUGAGACACACACAGGCACGGAUGCACGCACACACACACACAUUUUCUCACACAAAUACUAUUUCUUUCUCCCUCUCACACAAACUUUCUCACACACACCCUUUCAAACACAUAACUCUGUUUGCGUGACAGGCGGUCGAUAAGCAGCAUGUAGAUGGUAGUAUAAUAGGGGAUAUCAAUAGUAUCUUGGUCACUAUUCUAACAGGACUGGAACUUGCUCUCCACCUCUCCCAACCCCUCCUCGCACUCUCUCUCUCUCUAUCUCUCUCUCUCUCUCUCUCUCACUCUCUCUCUCUCUGCAGAGCUCCGUUUGCGGUGGGUGGUUCUCGGGGCUCCUGUCUCUCGGGGCAGGAGGUGGGAGGGGUGGGACAGGGGAGUAAGGCAGCCUCCCCCUCCUCCGCUGGCCCCUCCUCUUCUCGUCCCUCUCCUCCUCCCUCUUCCCCCCAAUCUGCCGCUGCUCAGCUGAAGAACUGCCUUCGCUCCGGACAACAAACAGUUAACCAGACCCGCUCUGCCAUGCAACUGGGUGAGGACACACACAGAGGUUCUAGAUCUGUAAUUUUCUACAUUUGAUCCAGCUCUCUUAUAUCUGGCCUCUCUCUCCCUCCUUGCCUCUCUCCUUCCUUCCCUCUCUCUGUCAGGGAGAACAUGUGAUGGUAAUUAAAGUUUCUCCUGCGGAGCCUCUCUCUUUCUCUUUGUCUCUCACACACACACACACACACACACACACACACACACACACACACACACACACACACACACACACACACACACACACACACACCUGUUAUCCAUUACAAAAGAAAAUAUGGCCAUAGGUAGGCUAUGGUAGUUUGGUCACAUGUCUCGUGUGUGCCUCUCCUAUUGACUGUCAGCCUAGCUGUUAGGGCGUUGGGGCAGUAACUGAAAGGUUGCUGGUUCGAAUACCCGAGCCGACAAGGUGAAAAAUCAGAAGGCACUUAACCCUAACUUUCUCAGGGGAGCCAAACUACUAUGGCUAACCCUGCAAAACAACACAUUUCACUGCACCUAUCUAGUGUGACAAUUUAAAAAAUAUAUAUAAUAUGAUGACAGCACAAACAGGAAGCAGAUGGUGUCUUGUAACAGUAAGAUGGCUACUGUGUGCUGUGUAAUAGUAUGUAACAGUAUGUAAUGUGUGUGUUCAGCCCACAGCCCACCCUCCAGCAGCCCAGAGCGUCCCACAGCGGCUGUCUCUCCUCUCCGACCUCAGAACUCUUCCCCGUCGCGCUCCGCUGGCCAAUUGGCUCGCCCGAUGUCCAUGUUGUCCCCCGGCCCUUCCCCCCUCUCCUGCCUCUCCUCACCUCUCAUCCCCCUUUCCUCCCCUCUCUCCUGCCUCACCCCUCCCAACGCCAGUGCCGCCCUGCUCAACGGAGAAUCAACCAAUCCCUUCCAACCGUCCUCGCCUGGCACCUCCCACAGCAACGCCCCAAAACCAGAGAAGGUGAGUCUCUCUUCAUCUGCCCUCUCAUCUCUUCUCUCUCUCCUUGCUCUCUCUCUUACCAUCUCCCUCUCUCGCCCAACACUACCUCCCUUUAUCUAAACUCACAGCAGAGUCUGUCUCCCACAUCACACUGCCUUAAAAUCCCUCAACAUGAUGCCAUAGUCAGGAGGAUAUCGUUAGGGAAUAUUAAAAGCAUAGCUAGGGGAAGUGGUGUUGAGGGGAAGUGGCUUGCACCUGGACAUGGUGCAGAAUCCUCCAACGACAGACAGACAGACUAUCAGUGUGACAGGGCCGUCUCUUCAUCUUGAUGUGUGUAUUAAAGCUGAGUCCAUGGUGACAGUGAUGGAUGGUAGAGUUGUCUGUGAGAGAGAAGCCUAUCUGCUCUGGUGUUGACUGGCUUCACAGACACUAGAUGAGACAGUUGGUGACAAUAGGACAAAUAGACUAGGGAACGACCAUGAUAAACAGUCAUUGACUACGAGCUGUGAUGGAUCAACUAUAAUAUUCAGUUUCAUAGCAUUUAACUAUGGAGGACUAAAAGUGCCACAAUUAAAUAAAUAAAUACACCAUUAAAUAAUUACUUAAAUGUGUCAUUAAUUAAUUAAAAUUAGAAUUAAAUACAUAAAUGUGUUAUUAAAUGUGUCAUUAAUUAAUUCAAAUACCGAUUCAUUUUAUGUAAAAUACAUAUAUAAUAAUUUCACUAUUUACAUUUACAUUUCAUGGUCCUGCGUUGGAGUGCUUCCUGAAUUACUUAAAACUGUCAAACUGACCCAUCAAAAGUUGGUAGGCGGAACCUAACGCCUGAUUGGUUACCCUCUGCAUCAAGCCAAGACAAAUCAAUUCCGGAUAAUGUCAGCAGGUCCUGCUUCUACAUCAUCUGCUAAGUUUAAAAUGUCUCUAACCAACUCCCUGGAAAGUUCACGGAGAUCCUCCAUUGUCUCUAUCCAGGUUGGCCUACUCUACUUCAGACCAAAGCAAUGGAUCAGACUAGAUUCGCGUUAGCCCCGCCCACUGACUUUGAUGGGUCAGUUUGACAGUUUUAAGUAAUUCAUGAAUCACUGCAAUGCAGGAUCAUGAAAUGUAAAUGUAAAUAGUGAAAUAAUUAUAUAUGUAUUUUACAUAAAAUGAAUCGGUAUUUGAAUUAAUUAAUGAUACAUUUAAUUACACAUUUAUGUAUUUAAUUCUAAUUUGAAUUAAUUAAUGACACAUUUAAGUAAUUAUUUAAUGGUGUAUUUAUUUAUUUAAUUGUGGCACUUUUAGUCCUCCAUAUUUAACCUCCUAGCUUUCCUAACCAUUUUAAUUCCCCACAUGCAUUGGCUUAUUAUGUGUUGGAGUUUGCUGUCUGAUUGAGUUAGAGGUUUGUGGUGUGUGUGUGUGUGUGCGCGCCUGUGUGUGUGUGCGUGUGUAUCGAGGCCUGCUGUGCUGUCAGACAGAUGCUUCCAUGCUGAUUAUGAGCUGAUAAUUGGCUCUGACUCACAUCUCAACCCCAAAGAUGCACACGCACUCACACACACAUACACACACACUGAGACUAAAGUUCCCCCUGACACAUCGAGACUAAACUAUCUGCUGUAUAUGUGCUGCUCUCUGGUGGCUGGUCAGAGAACUACACUCAGAUCUCAAAAAGAUACUGUAUUGGCCAACUGGAGGUGUCAUUAUUACAUCAGGUAGAUACUGCUGGUUAACCGUCUCUGAGACCAGGAGGGAUACUGCCAGAAAAAUAAAACAGAUAGUCUGUAGAAGAGACUGCAAAUGUUUUCAUCCCCUUCUCUCCUGUGUCUUGUUAUCUGUGUCCACAGAAGGAGAAGAAAGGAGGUCUGCUAAAGCUUCUCUCUGGAGCCGCGGCCAAGAAAAAGGCAUCUCAUUCUCCCCCGUCCUCCCCACCAACCCUCCCGUUGUCGGGUGCCGUCCUCCCACAUCACACCCGCUCUGGCUCCUGUCCAAUGGAGGCCCAGGGGCGUGCUGGGUCUUGUCCAAUCGAGAGUGAGAUGGCCGGGGCAAUGGGGUUAGAGACGCUGAACAGGAAGUCAGGAUCCCUCGAUCUCAACUUCCCCCGGUCGCCCCCGACGACCCGCCCCGGAAACGCACUGCUAGCCCUCCGGCCUGAACCCAAACCACUGUCCAGAGAGAGGUAUACACAUACUGUAGCUACUCACACUCUUAUACACACACCCUGUCCAGAGAGAGGUAUACACAUACUGUAGCUACUCACAUAGCCGCGAGAAGUAGGGGUGCUGAGGGUGCUGCAGCACUCCCUGACAAAAUCAGAAUAAAAAUAAUAUAUACAUUAAAAUACUUUUCACCAAAGUAGUGCACUGGGCCUUUACUAGUCCAGUAUUAGAGGACCAAUAUAGCCGUCUGUAGCGCAGGCAGAAAUGUUUUAUUCUGCCCCUCUGUCACCCCCGUCAGCGAAAACUACACAGCACCCCCAAACGAUUUCCCGCGUCUAUGGCUACACACCCUCAUACACCCUCAAACAUCACUGAGAUAUGCUGCAUUCUACGACUCUACGCCACUGCAGCACAAGAAAUACCUGAGCCCCGAUCAUCAUUAUUCUCCUAUCCCCAUCGGUGUGUGUGUGUGUGUGUGUGUGUGUGUGUGUUUGUGCACAAUGUGUGUCAGAGCUAAUAGUGACCUCUUUUUUCUCUGAGAGCAACCGCGUCACACAGAUGCAGAUGCACGCACACCCACACACACACACACACACACACACAAACACUCUCACACCGCCACCUCACACACAAACAUAAAAACACACACUGCUCCGACCUCAUGUUUCAAGCACAUGAUGGUGAAUGAUGGUGACCUGAGUAGCAGCAUAUAUCACCUCCUAGUGUGUGUGUGUGUGUGUGUGUGUGUGUGUGUGUGUGUUGAUGGUGUGCAUGUGUUCGAAUAUGAGUUACAAUGCAUCCCCAUUGGGCAAAAUCUGGUUGAAUCAACGUUGUUGCCACGUAAAUUCAACAAGAAAUGUUUUAUGUGAUGACGUUGAAUCAAUGUGGAAAACUGAUUGGAUUGGCAGGUAGCUUAGUGGUUAAGAGCGUUGUGUCAGUAACCGAAAGGUCGCAGGUUCUAAUCCCCGAGCCGACUAGGUGAAAAAUCUGUCGAUGUGCCCUUGAGCAAGGCACUUAACCCUAAUUGCUCCUGUAAGUCGCUCUGGAUAAGAGCGUCUGCUAAAUGACUAAAAUGUAAACUACAAAAUACCUUAAAGAUCAUUGUAUCCAAAUAAAAUAUAAGAUACUUUUGCAAAGUAUUGUGUAUUUAAUUAAAUACAUGUAUUUUGUAUUUGAAAAUAAAUGUGCAAGUAGCCGGCCGAACAGCAACAACAUUCUCAGUAAUGGUUACAGAAACGUUUUACUUGCUAUGACUGUGAUAUGUCGUUGUUUAUCUACCUUAGUUGAAUGUGCGCUGUCACUCUGGAUAAGAGCGUCCUGCUAAAUGACCAAAAUGUAAAAUGUACAGUAUACAGUGGGGGAAAAAAGUAUUUAGUCAGCCACCAAUUGUGCAAGUUCUCCCACUUAAAAAGAUGAGAGAGGCCUGUCAUUUUCAUCAUAGGUACACGUCAACUAUGACAGACAAAUUGAGAUUUUUUUUCUCCAGAAAAUCACACUGUAGGAUUUUUAAUGAAUUUAUUUGCAAAUUAUGUUGGAAAAUAAGUAUUUGGUCACCUACAAACAAGCAAGAUUUCUGGCUCUCACAGACCUGUAACUUCUUCUUUAAGAGGCUCCUCUGUCCUCCACUCGUUACCUGUAUUAAUGGCACCUGUUUGAACUUGUUAUCAGUAUAAAAGACACCUGUCCACAACCUCAAACAGUCACACUCCAAACUCCACUAUGGCCAGUACCAAAGAGCUGUCAAAGGACACCAGAAACAAAAUUGUAGACCUGCACCAGGCUGGGAAGACUGAAUCUGCAAUAGGUAAGCAGCUUGGUUUGAAGAAAUCAACUGUGGGAGCAAUUAUUAGGAAAUGGAAGACAUACAAGACCACUGAUAAUCUCCCUCGAUCUGGGGCUCCACGCAAGAUCUCACCCCGUGGGGUCAAAAUGAUCACAAGAACGGUGAGCAAAAAUCCCAGAACCACACGGGGGGACCUAGUGAAUGACCUGCAGAGAGCUGGGACCAAAGUAACAAAGCCUACCAUCAGUAACACACUACACCGCCAGGAACUCAAAUCCUGCAGUGCGAGACGUGUCCCCUUGCUUAAGCCACUACAUGUCCAGGCCCGUCUGAAGUUUGCUAGAGUGCAUUUGGAUGAUCCAGAAGAGGAUUGGGAGAAUGUCAUGUGGUCAGAUGAAACCAAAAUAGAACUUUUUGGUAAAAACUCAACUUGUCGUGUUUGGAGGACAAAGAAUGCUGAGUUGCAUCCAAAGAACACCAUACCUACUGUGAAGCAUGGGGGUGGAAACAUCAUGCUUUGGGGCUGUUUUUCUGCAAAGGGACCAGGACGACUGAUCCGUGUAAAGGAAAGAAUGAAUGGGGCCAUGUAUCAUGAGAUUUUGAGUGAAAACCUCCUUCCAUCAGUAAGGGCAUUGAAGAUGAAACGUGGCUGGGUCUUUCAGCAUGACAAUGAUCCCAAACACACCGCCCGGGCAACGAAGGAGUGGCUUCGUAAGAAGCAUUUCAAGGUCCUGGAGUGGCCUAGCCAGUCUCCAGAUCUCAACCCCAUAGAAAAUCUUUGGAGGGAGUUGAAAGUCUGUGUUGCCCAGCGACAGCCCCAAAACAUCACUGCUCUAGAGGAGAUCUGCAUGGAGGAAUGGGCCAAAAUACCAGCAACAGUGUGUGAAAACCUUGUGAAGACUUACAGAAAACGUUUGACCUGUGUCAUUGCCAACAAAGGGUAUAUAACAAAGUAUUGAGAAACAUUUGUUAUUGACCAAAUACUUAUUUUCCACCAUAAUUUGCAAAUAAAUUCAUUAAAAAUCCUACAAUGUGAUUUUCUGGAGGAAAAAAAUCUAAUUUUGUCUGUCGUAGUUGACGUGUACCUAUGAUGAAAAUUACAGGCCUCUCUCAUCUUUUUAAGUGGGAGAACUUGCACAAUUGGUGGCUGACUAAAUACUUUUUUUCCCCACUGUAUGUGAAAAUGAACAACUGCAAAGCACACUAGGUCUUGUCAUUGGCCUUCUUUCGGGGCGGAGCUCAUAAGAGUAAUACUGAGAAUGCUUUGCAAUUGUUCAUUUUUACAUAUACAUUUAGUUCAUUUAGCAGACUCUCUUAUCACACCAUAGUGCCAUCAGACUUCUGAUACCAAUGUAGGGUGAAAGUAUUUUGAAAAGUAUUUUGUAACUACAAAUUACAGCUUUCGAAACUAUCUUGUUACAAAAUACAUUGUAGUGUAGUUCAGCCCAGUGUAAUACAAAUUACAAAAUACUCAGAAGUAAUUUAAAUACAUAUUUCAAAAACAUGUAACAGAAAUACUGCCCAUCUCUGCCAACCUUUAACCUAAAUCCAAUGUCAUGGUGAAAUGUUUUGUUGAUUUCACAUUUAAUUCAAGUUAGUUGAUAACUCAACCAAAUGUACAUAAAUCAAAAAUAGAGUCGUGCCCAGUGGGUCAUUAUUCAUAACUCCCUCUCCCUCCCUCCCUAGGUAUCGCGUGGUGGUGCCCUACCCCCCUCAGAGCGAGGCGGAGAUCGAGCUGAGACAGGGAGACGUGGUGUUUGUUCAUAAGAAGAGAGAAGAUGGCUGGUAUAAAGGAACUCUGCAGAGGACUGGACGCACUGGCCUCUUCCCCGGCAGC